CAAAGUUAAACAAUUGUGCCACCGAGUGAAUUGUUUUCGAAUUCUCAUUUUCAGCAUCCUUGAAUUGCAUUUUUAUAUCUAAAUAGCAAUAUAUAAUGAGUGCUCCUAACCAAGCUCCUCAUAUUGAUCGGGAAUUAGACUUAUCAAAUACUGGUAGGGGUGUAUGGUUAGUGAAGGUUCCAAAAUAUAUAGCAAACAAAUGGGACAAAGCAUCAGGCAAUAUAGAAGUAGGCAAGUUAAAAAUAUCACGAGUAACUGGGCAGAGAGCCCAAGUUCAGCUUUCGCUCUCCGAAGCGGUUUUAUGUCUAAAGGAACCUGGUGAACAAAACAUUCCAAAGGAGCAUCGUCUUGACGUUUCAAACGAGACGAGACAAUCGUUGGGAGUCUUUUCUCAUGUAGUGCCAUCUAAUACAGAUUCGGUUAUUCCUGAAUCAGAGAAGCUGUUUAUGGAAGGAAGAAUAGUUCAAAAGUUGGAAUGUAGGCCCUAUGCUGAUACUACUUACUAUAAAUUAAAAUCAGAAUCUAUAAGGAAAGCAUCUAUGCCACAGAGGCAGGUGCAACAGUUAGAUAGAAUUGUCCAAAACUUCAAACCUGUUUCUGAUCACAAACAUAAUAUUGAAUAUCAAGAAAGGAAAAAGGCUGAGGGCAAGAAGGCUCGUGAUGACAAAGAUGCUGUGCUUAACAUGUUAUUUGCUGCAUUUGAAAAGCAUCAGUAUUAUAAUAUUAAGGACUUACAAAAGAUAACAAGACAGCCUAUUGUGUAUUUAAAAGAAAUACUUAAAGAAGUAUGCAAUUAUAAUCUUAAGAACCCACAUAAAAACAUGUGGGAAUUGAAGCCAGAGUACAGGCAUUAUAAACAGGAUGCACCUGCUGAAUCUAAAGAGGACAAACAAAGUUCAGAUAGUGACUAAUUAUUUAUUUUUUUAUAUAUAAUAUGGUACUUCAGGCUAAUU
This is a messenger RNA of Diatraea saccharalis (sugarcane borer), 953 nucleotides long. Lineage: Eukaryota; Metazoa; Arthropoda; Insecta; Lepidoptera; Crambidae. The record is from the annotation of a GenBank genome assembly.